Pelodiscus sinensis (Chinese soft-shelled turtle) is the source of this 781-nucleotide messenger RNA. The record is from RefSeq and is a predicted model, not a curated record. NCBI's taxonomy places the organism in Eukaryota, Metazoa, Chordata, Testudines, Trionychidae.
AAAUGGACCCAAGCAGAGAAACAGAAGAUUGUGGCCGAGUUUCAGCAGCUGCGGCAGUUCCUGGAAGAACAAGAGCAACAACUGCUGGCCCAGCUGGAGAAGCUGGAUGAGGAGAUUGGGAGGCUCCAGACUGAUACUGUCAGGAAACUCUCUGCGCAGAUUUCCCAUCUCAGCAAGUGGAUUGGUGAGCUGGAGGGGACAUAUCAGAAGCCAGCCAGUGAAUUCCUGCAGGACGUCAGAAGCACCUUGAGCGGAUACGUGGCUGUUACUCCCCUCAAACUGUCCAAUGCAGGAAAAGAGCUUGGAGCUGAUGUUAGCACUACAUCUCCCCAGGGCUCUACAGCUGGAUGUGUGAGAUGGGGCAGUUCCAGCCACCAGAGGAGAUUUCUCCUGAACUGGAAGAACAAGUCAGCAGUUUCUCCCAGAAAACAAUUGGCUGUCGGAGACUCUGAGGGAGUUCAAAGAUGCUCUGCCCUCUGCACUGGAGAGAGCAAGAGGAAAAUCCCUGGGAGCUUUCAGACAGGGUGAGUUUGCAGGUGGGGAUUCUUUAAAUGAGAGAAUUCCUGUGAAAACAUCUUAAUGGGAUUGUCAUUGAAAUUAUCAACCAAACCCAGUGACCACGGUGCGCACAGCCCUAAAUCUCACCCAAUGAUCAGUGGGAUUAGGGGACCUGGAUAUGGGGACCUGCAGACCACUUAGAGAAAUACUAUUCUGUGGGGUGUGAUGCUAAAGGGGUGAAGUUAAAGCACAUAACAGAUAGCACCUGUCGAAGCAAACGCCU